AUGGCAUUUUAUAGGUACUUGGAGCCUAAAGUGCAGAACCUGCAAUAUUGGAAAGGAGAAAAGGGAUUUAAAGAAGGCACUGCAUACCAGGAGGGAAAGGAUACAAAAAAACCUGGGCCUGCUAGGAAACUUGAUCCACUGGAUGAAUUCUCUCUGGUCCUUGUUAGUCUAAGGGUUGACCUAUUUAUUUAUGAUAUAGCAGACCGAUUUGGAAUCAGUGCUGGUUUGGCAUCAAAAAUCUGCAACACAUGGAUUAAUUUCUUAUAUUAUGAACUCAAACUUAUUUUCCCUUUUCCAAACCAAGCUCUCAUCAGAAAAAACAUGGCCAAAGAAUUUAUUAAAUACUCUACGAGCAGAAUUAUCUUAGAUUGCACUGAAAUAUUCAGUGAAAAGCCUUCUUCCAUGCUAGCACAGUCCCAGACGUGGUCUCAAUAUAAGCACCACAACACAUGGAAGAUACUGGUUUGCAUUUCACCAAAUGGUCAGGUGACAUUCAAAUCAGAUGCAUGGAGUGGAAAAGUUAGUGACAAACAGAUAACUCAAGACAGUAGAGUUUUAGAACUUCUUGAACCAGGCGACAAUGUGAUGGUCGACAAAGGAUUCGAAAUUGAAGAUAUCGUCCCACCUGGUGUACGAGUGAAUAUGCCUCCAUCCUUGCAGUCCAGACGUCCGUUUUUUGCAGCAGAUACUGAAAAAACAAUGAACAUUGCUUCUGUCACAAUCCAUGUUGAGAGGGCUAUACAACGGAUAAAAACCUUUCAUAUUUUGGAUGGAAAUUUCCCCCUUUCACUAGCUCCAUACAUAUCACAGGUAUUCACAGUAUGUGCUUUAUUGACUAAUUUUUGGUCUCCACUUCUGCCUCCAGGUGAUGAGGAUAAUCAUUUAAAGCUUGCUAAGUGA
Messenger RNA from Actinia tenebrosa (Australian red waratah sea anemone), 900 nucleotides. RefSeq lists its product as uncharacterized. The record is from RefSeq and is a predicted model, not a curated record. Lineage: Eukaryota; Metazoa; Cnidaria; Anthozoa; Actiniaria; Actiniidae.